AUGAUAUUACUAAUAGUAAUAUAAGUAAUAAACAUAUUUGCUAAUUAAAUAUCCGAGCAAGUAUUUUACUUAUACCCAACAGAAGGAGAAUUUUAUCAAAACUAUAUACGUUCUUUUAUUACUAAUGCUUAAUUAAUGUGCUAAAUGUAUCCUUAAGUUCCAAAUGUACAGGUUAUAAAUUAAUGCAAAGAAAUAUAUAGAACCAAAGGGAAUGGUAAAAAAUUAAAUAUUAUUAUAGAAUUUAUAUCAAUGUCAUCAAAUAAUACACAUUUUGGUACUCUAUCAAAUGAUAAUGAAAUAGUUAUAUAUGAAUGGAAGAAUUAAACGAUUCAAUAACUUUGGUAAACAGUAACUAUUAAUCCUUUAUUUAAUUGUUUUAACAUCGAUUUGUCUUUUGAAUUUUCAAUUAUAAUAGAUUGCUAUUACAACAAUGAAUUCUUUUUAAUUAAAUUAAUUGAUGCCUAAUCAACAAUAGCUUAUUAAAUAUAUUCAUAUGCACCAAUUUCAACCAAAAUAAAAUCAAUUAUAAAUGGAACAAAUACAUUUUUAGUAUAUGCCUAAUAUUUUGAGAAUUAUGCAAUACUUUCACUAUUUUCAUCAUAAUUUUUAAAUUUAAGUAGCUUAAUUAACUAAUUUGUUGAUUUUGAUAUACCAAAUAUGAUAAGUCCCAAUAUUUAUGCAAUUACUUUCCAAGAGAUUUUGUAAAUAUCAAUAUCUUCAGAUUCUCAAUUUUAUUUAAAAUAUAAUUUCAGUUAAGAUAAUAUGAUUGAUUUUACUAUUAUUGAUGUUUAUUACAAUUUUUAAAGUUACUCCUAAUGUGAUCAAAUAUAGUUAUUAUAUAUCUAAUUAUCGAAUUACUAAUCAGAUUUUAUGAUUGGAUAAUUAAUGGGAUGUGAAGGUAAAAUAAUCAAGGUAAGUGAUAGUUGCCCAUUUAAACCUUGCUAGCCUAUUUAGAACAUACUUUAAAAUAACUAAUUUAUAAUAUAUUAAUCAAUAAAUGAAUUUUGUAUUUAUAGCAAACAAGCAGCAGAUAAAUUUUACUUUUUUCAAAUUAAUUAAAGAAAUUCCUUACUAUAUUUUGAUUAUGAUAAUUACUUAUUUUAAUUUGAUUAAGAGAUUGGUGUUUAUUAAAUUUCAGUUCCAUCCAUCUAAAUUAACUUAACCAAAUUAACAACUUCAGGAAAUUUAUACAAUUUUAGUCUUACGUGUAUGAAUUAUGAUAAAACUUUUUCAUUAAGUCUAAUUAAUUUUUAUAUUUAAAUACUAAACAAUUAAGAUACAAAUAUUUAUGUAACAUCUAAUUAUGGGUUUAAUGAUUAUGAAUUUUCAGUUGAAGUUUCUGGAAAAUUUUUAUUUUAUGGUUAUUCAGGAUAAUUAUUAAAUUAUAAGCUAAGCAAAAACGAACCCUAUUUCAAUGUUACUUAAAUAACUUUUUAUAAAGUAGGUGAAACCAAUUAAGUUUAUUAAUUCAAAUAAUUCUUGUCAAUAAAUUAUCCUAUAUAAGAUGAAAAAUAAUAUUUGAUAGGUUAUAUUAAUUAAUAACUUGAUAUUAUCUCUUGCAUAUAUAACUAUAGCAAUUAAUUCUACUAAUUAAUUGAAUUAAAUACAACUAACAUUUCUGUAAAUGCAAAUUCCUUAAAAGUUUCCUAUAGCCUUUAUCCUAAUGUAAUUAUAAUUGGACUAAGUACGUAAGAUACAAUCUUUUUGUUUUAAUAUUUGAUUGAUAGCAAUAGUAUAAUCAAUUAUUCAAAUUAAACUUUUAAAUAAAAAUUCUCAGAUUUUUUAGUAACUUAUAAUAGCAUAAUUAUUCUAAUGAGAAAAAAGUAAGAAAUUCUAAUAACUACAUUUAAUUUUACAAAUUCUUUUUCUCUUAAUUAAAAGUCAAUAAAUAAAUUGUUUAAAAAUAUUCAAUUCAAUCCUGAAUAAAUAAUUGUAAAUACAUAAUUAAUGUCAUCCUUAUUAUUUAUCAACAAUAUAAAUGAUGUUAUCAUCUUAUCAAUAGAUUAAAAUAAUUUUCCAAAACCUAUAUCCUUGAUUAAAGUUAAUUUCACGAUUAAAUAGAUAAAUUUAGUCAACUAAUAUUUGAUAUUAUCAUAUUUAUGCAAUAAUGAAUAGAAUAUUUGUUUUUAAGUUUGGAAUGUAUAAAAUUUACCAUAAUACUACUAUAUAAAGAAUCUUUAUAGUGUAAAAUUUGAUUCUAACAUAACAAUAUAAUCUGAUAAUCUAUUCUUUUAUGUUACUUUUAGCAAUUUGACUUUUUUAUGUUUAUAAUCCUUAAUUACCAUAUCAUAUGAGUUUAUAUUAUAUGUUAUAAUUAACAUCGUCAUUUUAAUGUACUUAGUUAUCAUAAUUAAGGGAAGGCAUUAUUUAUGAAAAAUCAAUAAUAAUUUCUAACAAAAAUUUAUAUAAACUUUUUGGAUUAUAAAACUUUAACCUUACAUAUUAAUUUGAAAAUUAAGUCUUUAACAAUUCAAUAAGUUACCCUAAAUUAACCUAUAAUUAUACUAUAACUUCAGCAUUGAAUGACACAGCCAUAUACUAAACUCCUAAUUAAACUGUUACUUUUUAUGCAAAUUUCACAAUAUUUUCAUAUUAAAACAAUUUAUAAAUUGAUUUAACUAAUAAUACCAUAAUUCCUUAAUCUAAAAAUGUCUCAUAUCCAAUGAAUUUAAUUCUUGAUAGAUAAGUUGGAUAUUGUAAUAUCAGUUAAACCUAAGGUAUAAACCAAUAUUGUAGUUUAACAUAAUUUUUUCAUAAUUACAGUAAAAUUCCUAAUUAUAGCAAUUACUCAUUAAUCACAUCAAUCAAUAACGAAUUUUUUGCUUUUCAGAAUAACUCUUACAUAUAAAUUGUAAAUAGCGAUUUAAGUAAUAUAUAUAAUUUAAGCUAUUCAAAUCUAAACUUGAGUGAAUGUCUAAAAUCAACCUCAUCUAAUUACACAUUAUAUUCAAUUUGUUAAGAUAGUACUUCAUAAUA
Molecule: messenger RNA, 2976 nt
Organism: Paramecium pentaurelia
Lineage: Eukaryota; Ciliophora; Oligohymenophorea; Peniculida; Parameciidae
Source: the annotation of a GenBank genome assembly